AUGAUUUCAGAAGUACAUCGAUUUCUAUUUCCGAACCAUUCUAAUAAUCCGCAUACUGGAAGCAUAAAAACAACUAAUCAUUCCUCCUCUUGGCAAAGUGAUUCUAUUAAUCCUCAAAAACUAGAUAUAAUUGGAAAACCCGAAACUAUGGCUUAUCCAGUUAGUUCUAACAGAAAAGGAGCAACUUAUUCUACUCCUUUUGAAACCGAUAGAACGAUAAUCUCUCGUUCUCCUUCUUUUACAUCUAACGGAUAUAAUAGUGACGAUCGUUCGACACAUAGUAACGCUUCUGAUAUAAUGAGUACUGACGAUGAUGUUACAACUCCAAUUAAUAACGGUUCGCCAGUUUCAGAUAAUUAUACUCUUCCUCAAUUAAAUAUUUCAAAUCAAAGAACUACAAUGUUAGACGAACCUUAUUAUGAUCAUGAUGACAUGAAUAUAAAAUCUAAAGAAAGA
Scutellospora calospora is the source of this 456-nucleotide messenger RNA. The record is from the annotation of a GenBank genome assembly. Lineage: Eukaryota; Fungi; Glomeromycota; Glomeromycetes; Diversisporales; Gigasporaceae.